This is a messenger RNA of Ilyonectria robusta, 1676 nucleotides long. RefSeq lists its product as uncharacterized. The transcript has 2 exons. Lineage: Eukaryota; Fungi; Ascomycota; Sordariomycetes; Hypocreales; Nectriaceae. The coding region runs from base 1 to 1305 and encodes 434 amino acids. The record is from RefSeq and is a predicted model, not a curated record.
AUGGAGGACUUACACCACCACCUCGGGAGACGCAGCCUCUGGGACAAGUAUGAUGUGCCUAAAUCCCCCACCUUCGAUGUCACCGAGAUAUGGGGUUAUGAUGGCUCCGACUCGGCAUCCUGCGACCACAGGACCAUAUCCUCCGCCGACGUUUCCAGUUGGCUGGACGAGCCAGCAGAGAAGCUACUCUAUCCCAGAACACACAGACGGCUCGCCCGGUUCGUCUGGGUGGGAGAGAAUCCAAAGACGUCGCGCCACGCACCGUCUACAGGAGUACUGUCUCAGAUCAUCGAGGCUUGGAGCCUCGAGCAAGCAUCUGAUUACUCGCGGAGCAGCUUUGCGGGGGUCGCCGCUCUGCCGCCUCGUGGCGACACCAGGAUAUUCACCGUCACGUACCAUCCAAAGAUAGCCCUGGCAUGGUCCAACUCCACGAUAGGCGGCGUGACGCACACCCAAGCCGUCGCCUUCACAGGGCCCGAGCAGAGGACGGAGAUGCUCAACAUCCUGGUGUCCCGAUGGCGUCCCGACGUGCUGAGCCACCCCGUGUUCCCCGCCUUCUUGUGCAGCUUGGCUCUGAGCGGCGAAUUCGACGACACGACCGAGGGCAUCAAGGCGGACGUGCGCGAGGUCGAGGUGCGUACCGGCCACCACCGCUUCUCCCACCGCCAGGAACGGCCGGCUGCGGGAGAACUGGGAAAUCUCUCUGCCAGGAUGAGCGGGUGUGCCGCGAAGCUCGCCAAUGGGUCCCGUAAACUGAGCGUCAGGGAUUCCAUCUACACCCUCUCGUCAUCUCCUCUCAGCCCACUAGCAACUUUUCAAGAGAAGCCCAACACCUCAGCCGCCACCCUCCUCUCCCAUCACGUCGACGUCCUCCAGCAGCGGCUAGCCAUGCAGUCGGUAGACAACGAGUACGUCCGACAGCGGGUGCAGGUGCAGAUUGCGGCGCUAUUCCACCUUAUCGCCCAGCAGGACAACGCCAUCGCCUUCGACACGGCGCGGGCCACACGGGAGCUCGCCGCGUCGAGCCAGGAGGACUCGUCGGCGAUGAAGAUGCUCUCCAUCGUCGCCAUGGUCUUCCUCCCAGGCAGCUUCGUCGCCGCCCUAUUCUCCACCCCGCUGUUUGACUGGGACGGCGUCUCGGUGGAUUCGUCGUCGAUUGGGAUUGGUACUAGGCCGCAGUUUGCGCUGUUCUGGGCUGUCACGGUGUCGGUCACGGCGGUGACGUUUGCGGCGUACCUGGUUGGGAUGAUCAUGCGGAAAAGAAAGGCGAAGAGAAGGGCGAAAAGGCGGGAUAUUUCUGUGUGACAGCUGGAGCUAGGCUUCCGUAGGGGAGUCACUUCGGAAUGGACUCGCCGCUGUCUCGGGCCGGGUUCUCAAAGCCGCCACGGGGAUUCGGGUCGGAGUGGGGCCGUACCAGCCAGUAUCGAAUGACAGACGGAGAUAUGGACUACAAUAACGCUACCGGCAAGAGGAGUGAUCAUUCCCUUUGGCCGUAGGGGGAUUGCGACAUCGAGAUGGGGCCGUGGACUCAGACUGUACCAGCAGUUGUAACAUCGCAUGCGGCCUACCGCGUCCGUGGGCUGUUAUGCUGCUGAGUUCUUCAUUCGCGUAUAGACAGUUUAUGCUACUCAAUUGCUGAUGAACCUGAUUCUCUCUUAAACUCCGCGGAGAUGGAC